Molecule: messenger RNA, 3978 nt
Organism: Polistes canadensis
Lineage: Eukaryota; Metazoa; Arthropoda; Insecta; Hymenoptera; Vespidae
Product: zinc finger protein 37-like
Exons: 1
Coding region: 897-3272 (791 amino acids)
Biological process (GO): regulation of transcription by RNA polymerase II
Cellular component (GO): nucleus
Molecular function (GO): RNA polymerase II cis-regulatory region sequence-specific DNA binding; DNA-binding transcription factor activity, RNA polymerase II-specific
Source: RefSeq, a predicted model, not a curated record
AAACGAAGAAGAAGGAGGAGAAGGAGGAGGAGGAGAAGAAAAGUGAAAAUCUUUGAGAAACGAGGGGUGGGGGAAGAGAGAGAGAGAGAGAGAGAGAGAGAAAUAGACGAUUGGAGAAAAGAAAAAAGAAGAAGUUUUACGAGAAUUAAGUUUAUAAUAUCGCGAAAUGCGAUAACGAAAUCUGUGAUAAGAUUGUGUUUCUCUCUCUCUCUCUCUCUUUUUCUGCUACUCCCACCCUGCCACCCUCCAACCAUCCCUCUCAAACACGUUGACGUUUAAAAGCUCUCUCUCUCUCUCCCCCCCCCCUUUUGCUCUCUCCCUCCCUCUAAGUCUGUCUCUCUCUUAGCACAGUAGCAAUUAAAGUGCUCAAGGAAUUAAUUCGUCAUGACGUUGGUAUUAAUCAAAAGACCAGCUGAAUUUGGAUAAAUGUGAUAUUAUUAGUGGUUGUGGUUUUGGUGGUAGUAGUGGUGGUGGUGGUGGUGGUGGUGAUCGCGAUUAUGUUAUCUACACCUCUGUUAACAAUUUACCGAGUUGAAGAAGAACUACUAUAAUCUAAUCUAAUCUAAUCGAAUAAAAUACAUACAUAUAGUGAGAGUGAGAGAAGAAUAAGAAGAAGUUUUGUAACUUCAUCGAUAUGUUCUGAUAGACGAACGCGGGCGUCGAAGUCUCUCGAGGCUGAGGUGCUCGAAGAUUAGUUGUUUAUUUUAUUUUCCCUCUAUCUAUUAUUUAUCAUUCUCUCUCUUUCUAUAUCUCUUUUUAAUUGAAUUCCCUGUGUUUUUUUUUUUUUAAUUUCCUUCAUAUCGUGUUCUUGUUGUUGCUCUUAUUCUUGUGCUCCUGCAACCCUGGUCGGUCGGUCGGUCGGUUGAUCGCUGUUGUGAUUAACUUAAGUCCUGAACAUGAUCAAUAUGCAGCAAUUGAUCUUAGGACAGCAGCAAGUAUCUGGUAAUAGCGAACAACCUCAAGAAGAGGUUCAAUUGACCGAGCUUUUGCCAGUUAAACAAUCGCGUAUUAGAGAGAACAAUGUUUUCAAAGAUAUCGAUGCUACCGACGCGUUAAAAGCAUUAAGAAGUUUUUCCGGUAGUUGCAAUGACGAGGAACAACAAGAUUACGGAUUGAGGAUUUUUAAGGAUAACGAAAUAAAUGUGGAAGAAGAGAAGAUUGAAAUGAAAAUAAAACGUGUAUGCGGUAUUAAAAGAAAAUUAAACGUUUUGGAUGGUAAUGGUACUACGGAGAAAAAAAUAAAAAAUAAUUCGAAUAAUUAUCGAAACGUUAAUAAUAAUGGUAAAAGAUCUGUGGUAAUGUCUAAGAAGAGAAACGUAGUGAGAAAAAAUACCAAAAAGUUAACGUCCAAUUGUAAUAAAAUGACCGUUAACAAAAUCAACAUCAGUGAUAGUACUAAUGACAAAAUAAUCGAAGAAGAGGAUGAUAAUGAAUUAUCCGUUUUGUACGAGGAAGAAAUUCCAAGUUAUUUGGACUUGGAUAAAACCAAAGACAGUCUUAAUGACGAAGUUUACGUGUUCCGUCGUGAAAGAUCUAAUUCUUGUUCUUUAUCGCAAACUUCUAGCGAAGUUAAUCACGAAAUUACGGACGAAAUGUACCCGGAUGAUUACGAAGGGACCGCCGAAGUAGUCCUGAUAAAUAAAUUCAGGGAUCGUGCAAAGAAUUUAGAUAUUAGUAGGGACGAAUUGAACUCAUCUAUAUCGACAGAUGAGGAAAGAAUAAUACCAAUGACCGAGGAUAAUCAAGAAAAAGAAUUAAGAUUGAAGAUAGACGCGAUUAUCCAGGCAAAUUUGUUGGUAGAAAGGGAGAACAACAACGUCGUUAGUCAAGACAGAACGAAAUUAAUUAAGGAAAAGAAUUCGUCUAGAUCAUCGCAAUCGUCACUGUCACCAUCAUCACCAGCAUCAUCCCAAGUAUCGACAAUAGUAACUGGCGAUAUUCGGAAUAGUUCAAAUUUCAGCGACGAUGAUAUUAAAAGAUUGGACGAGGACGUUGGCAACGAAUAUCAUAAUCAAAAUGAUUCAUUAGAGAAGAAAUAUUGUUGUGUAGUUUGCGAUGCACGUUUUAAGGGUAGCGGUGGCCUGAGAAAUCACUUCAAGGUAGUUCACGGUGCCGGGCCAGUUUUCAAAUGUGACGAGUGCGGCAAGGAGUUUCCAUUGAAGGAACGUUUAAAGCUGCACGUUCGAACCCAUACCGGUUUUAAACCUUACAAAUGUCCGGAAUGCGAGAAGAGCUUUGCUAGGGGUGGCCAAUUGGUUCAACAUCGUCGUACCCAUAGCCAGGUAAAACCCUAUCAUUGCGGCCUUUGCUCGGGUACUUUCACUUGUGCGGCAAAUCUCGCGUUGCACGUUAAACGACACAACGGUCAAAAGGAUCAUAAAUGUGAAAUAUGUGGCAGGGGUUUCGUUAGGCGUGACGCUUUGAAGAAACACUUGGAGUGUCUGCACCGUGACGUUAAAUCGUUCCUAUGCGUUAUCUGUAAUAAAACUUUCAAAGGACAUUUACCGCAGCAUAUGAGGACUCAUGCGCGCGACAGACCACACGGUUGUGCCACUUGCGGUCAAAGAUUUGCCCAAAAAUCUCAAUUAACUGUCCACCAACGUACGCAUUCGGGACAAAGACCGUUCCGAUGUUUGGUAUGUUGGCAAGCCUUCGCACAUUCCACCGCAUUGAAAUUGCACACGAGAAGGCACACAGGGGAAAGACCGUUCAAGUGUGUCGAAUGUAACGCCGGUUUUACCCAAUUACCGCAUUGGAAAAAACAUAUGAAAUGUAUACACGGUAGAAGCGAACCGUACGGUUGCAAACGUUGCAAAAGUUUUUUCCGAAUUAAAAGUGACCUAGAGAGUCAUGAGAAAUCGUGUCACCCAGAACUCGAUGGGGGCCCUGAUAUCGAAGGUUCUUCCUCGAAUUCAUUUGGUGCAGUUUCCUCUAACGAUUCCAACGAUAAAGUUACCAAUACUACCAAAUACAAAACUAUGACAGUAGAAAGGAUGCGUCUGUUAUUGGCCGUACUAUUGAAGAGGAUCAGCAAACAAGAAAGAUUAGAUGAGUUGGGCUUCGGUAAACGUCUUAUCGACAAAGUCCUACAGGAUUCUCUGAUAUCUGCUGGGAAGGAUCCUGCAACCGGUAAAGGUCUAACAGAAUUAGAAAUUCUUACCAAAAAUCUCGAAACUUUUCUCGAGUGGACAGUACCGAAGGAACAUUGGGAAAAUUUUCGUAGAAUGAAAAAAAGUCCCGAAGACAUCUUGGAAACUCUCACGGCUACGUAAAAGGUGAUCGACGAGUGAGAUUAUACUUCCACAAAAAAAUUAUUAUUCUUUCUUUUUCUUCAUCUCCCAUAGCAUAUUUCCAACAGUCCAACCUAGAACGAAACAACCAAACAAAUUAUUUUAUACGACUAAAAUUAUUUUAAUAUGCGUUUCUUUUUUUCUCAAGCCGUUUGAUCAAAAACACAUCCCACCGUACAACAAAUUUUUAUCUAUUUAAUUAACAUAUAAGUUUUCAUUUUUUAUUUAUUCGAUCUUCUAUCAGAAUGUUAGUUUUUUUUUUUUCGUACAAAUAUAGUACACACACACACACACACACAAACAAAUCUUAUCUUCAGCGUUGACAAACGACUGCUGAUCGCUGAUUAAACUUUAUCAUUUUAUAUUUUAAUUGCAACCAUUCCUCGAACUUUUACCACCCCCUCGUGGUCAUAUCAUACCCUUCAGUAACAACACAACACAACAGCAACAACAACGGCAGUAGCAACAGUAAUUCAUAUUUUUAUACGUAGAAUUGUGAACGAGAGAAUGAUCAAUUAGGAGAAGUAUAUACCGACUGAUUUCAUGUACUUCGAAUAAAAAUAUAUAGAUCGUUAUCAAUCAAUCUCGUUCUCGCGAUUAGCACAAUAUGGUGAUAGUUUCGUUAAAUUUUCCAAACUAAACCAAACCAAACAAAACCAAAGCUAAGACGAAAAAGAAUAAAAAAAAA